Caenorhabditis remanei is the source of this 405-nucleotide messenger RNA. RefSeq lists its product as uncharacterized. The transcript has 4 exons. The coding region runs from base 1 to 405 and encodes 134 amino acids. Gene Ontology annotation, molecular function: serine-type endopeptidase inhibitor activity. The record is from RefSeq and is a predicted model, not a curated record. Lineage: Eukaryota; Metazoa; Nematoda; Chromadorea; Rhabditida; Rhabditidae.
AUGAACCCGUCCAUCUUCUUCCUGGUCUUAGCAAUUAACUUAGUAUCAGUCUUUUCCCAAGACCCACCCAACAUAUGUACGCAGCAUAUCGCCUUCGGAAAGGCAUGCGGCUCAUCUCAACCGACAAUUAGAUACCAUUUCGACAACGAUACCAGAUUAUGUAUGGCUUUUGAAUUCGAGGGGUGUGAAAGUAAUGAGAACAAUUUCUUAUCGGAUUCUGAGUGCAAAGCUUCAUGUACUCCAACUGAUAAUGUCGGUUGUCCAGUCAACUCUAAACCAUUGACAAAAGAAGAUGGGAGUAAUUUAUGCCAGCAAAGUGAAGACUGCGUACCGGAAGGAUUCUGCUCCAAAAGACUUUCGGGUGGAGGGAAAUGUUGCAGGAAAGCUAUCAGAAGUAUCAUUUGA